AUGGCAGCUGCUCUGAGUGAGAGUCGUCCUUGGGCUUCGGGACGUGUUGGCGCCCUCUGGAGAACGGCGGGUCUGGAGGCGCCUCUGAUGUGUGUGAAAUGUUCGGAGGAGUGUCAGGAGAUGCAAGUCACGGCGGGUCGGCCGCAGCCGCUCCAGGCCGGGUCGAGGCUCGUAUAUAAGGGCGAGUGCGCUCGGCUGAGCCAAGUUGAGGUCCAGUCACCCCGCCGGCAGCAUGGUAAGGCGGACUCCAGACCUCUUGCAGAAUGCAUGUCAGUGUUGUGCUUUCACUUACUGCCAAAAAGGGUGAUUUUAGGGCUGGCGGUUGCCUCGCUGGCUACGUGCUGCCUUGCUUCCUACGGCAGCGGGGGCGGAGGCGGAGGAGGAGGGGGAGGCGGCGCCGGGGGGGCAGUCACCAUAAGCAUCGGAUACUCCGGCCCUUCGCGAGGAGGCGGAGGAGGAGGCGGCUCGCUUGGCAGAACCUAUUCAGCGCCUUCAGGAGGUGGAGGUGCAGGUGGUUCCAGUGGAGGUGGAAUAAGUGGAAGCUACUCAGCACCUGGAAGUGGAGGUUCCAUUGGAGGUGGAUCAUUAAGUGGAAGCUACUCAACGCCUUCUGUGGGUGGAGGUGGAGGCUCCAUUGGAGGUGGAUCUCUGAGUGGAAGCUACUCAGCGCCUUCUGUGGGUGGAGGUGGAGGCUCCAUUGGAGGUGGAUCUCUGAGUGGAAGCUACUCAGCGCCUUCUGUGGGUGGAGGUGGAGGAGGUGGUUCCUUCGGAGGUGGAGGUGGAUCUCUAAGUGGAAGCUACUCAGCACCUUCUGUGGGUGGAGGUGGUUCCUUCGGAGGUGGAUCUCUAAGUGGAAGCUACUCUGCGCCUUCUGGAGGUGGAGGCUCCAUUGGAGGUGGAUCUCUAAGUGGAAGCUACUCAGCGCCUUCUGUGGGUGGAGGAGGUGGUUCCUUCGGAGGUGGAGGUGGAUCUCUGAGUGGAAGCUACUCAGCGCCUUCUGUGGGUGGAGGUGGAGGAGGUGGUUCCUUCGGAGGUGGAGGUGGAUCUUUGAGUGGAAGCUACUCAGCGUCUUCUGUGGGUGGAGGUGGAGGCUCCAUUGGAGGUGGAUCUCUGAGUGGAAGCUACUCAGCGCCUUCUGUGGGUGGAGGUGGUUCCUUCGGAGGUGGAGGUGGAUCUCUGAGUGGAAGCUACUCAGCGCCUUCUGUGGGUGGAGGUGGAGGCUCCAUUGGAGGUGGAUCUCUGAGUGGAAGCUACUCAGCGCCUUCUGUGGGUGGAGGUGGAUCUCUGAGUGGAAGCUACUCAGCGCCUUCUGUGGGUGGAGGUGGUUCCUUCGGAGGUGGAAGUAGAUCUCUGAGUGGAAGCUACUCUGCGCCUUCUGUGGGUGGAGGUGGAGGCUCCAUUGGAGGUGGAUCUCUGAGUGGAAGCUACUCAGCGCCUUCUGUGGGUGGAGGUGGUUCCUUCGGAGGUGGAGGUGGAUCUCUGAGUGGAAGCUACUCAGCGCCUUCUGGAGGUGGAGGCUCCAUUGGAGGUGGAUCUCUGAGUGGAAGCUACUCAGCGCCUUCUGUGAGUGGAGGUGGAGGAGGUGGUUCCUUCGGAGGUGGAGGUGGAUCUCUGAGUGGAAGCUACUCAGCGCCUUCUGUGGGUGGAGGUGGAGGUGGAUCUCUAAGUGGAAGCUACAAAGCACCUUCUAUGGGUGGAGGUGGUUCCUUCGGAGGUGGAUCUCUAAGUGGAAGCUACUCAGCACCUUCUGUGGGUGGAGGUGGUUCCUUCGGAGGUGGAUCUCUAAGUGGAAGCUACUCUGCGCCUUCUGGAGGUGGAGGCUCCAUUGGAGGUGGAUCUCUGAGUGGAAGCUACUCAGCGCCUUCUGUGGGUGGAGGUAGAGGAAGUGGUUCCUUCGGAGGUGGAGGUGGAUCUCUGAGUGGAAGCUACUCAGCGCCUUCUGUGGGUGGAGGUGGAGGAGGUGGUUCCUUCGGAGGUGGAGGUGGAUCUUUGAGUGGAAGCUACUCAGCACCUUCUGUGGGUGGAGGUGGUUCCUUCGGAGGUGGAUCUCUAAGUGGAAGCUACUCUGCGCCUUCUGGAGGUGGAGGCUCCAUUGGAGGUGAAUCUCUAAGUGGAAGCUACUCUGCGCCUUCUGCGGGUGGCGGUGGCUCUCUUAGUGGCGGGUACUCAGCCCCUCUGGGUGGCGGCGGCAGCUCCGGGUGGGUACCAAUCACCGGGUCGUCAAGCGCCAGUAUGUAUGGGAAGUGAGAGAGCGAUCCGCCCCAAACGCCGUCUCGGAUCGUGCUUCAUGAAGCAGCACUAGAAAUUUUUCUGUUUUCUCCGUUAAAAGCCUAGUCUCUUUGUUCUUGUUUGGUCUGUGUCUAAUAACUUUUUGUUGUUGUUUAAACGCUUUUUUAUGAAUACAUGUAUUUAAUACACCCUGUA
Molecule: messenger RNA, 2424 nt
Organism: Penaeus vannamei (Pacific white shrimp)
Lineage: Eukaryota; Metazoa; Arthropoda; Malacostraca; Decapoda; Penaeidae
Source: RefSeq, a predicted model, not a curated record